UUUGCUGCCAUAGUUACUGUUUUAUUGUUGAAAAACUAUUAUGUGUACUGUGUUUACUGUUUUAUUGCUAGAAUACUGGUUUAGUUUUUUUGUUUUACUGCUGGAGUGUUUGGUAUUCUGUAUGUUCAAUCGCUGGUUCAUUUCUUAUUUAUUUUAGGCGAUUAGCAAUAAGUUUAAAGAGAUGAGGAAGAAACAACUCCCACAUACAUGCAGCAGGAGAGGAUAUGCUCGAACAAUGGAUGACAUGAGUAGGGAAAGCUCAAAACCUGUAACAAGAGUUCAAGCUUUCUUAAAGACACACACAAAGAAGAAUGGUGAACCUGUGAAUGCACAAGCUGCUGAAGUUAUUGAGAAGCUACAAGUUCUUGCAAAUGAAAAACCAGAUUCAUGCACAACACAGAAUACUGUACAAGAUGCUCUCACUAUCAUAUUUGGUCCUGACAAGAAUGGUAGAUCAUUAGCUAAUGGGAGGGGAGUAACUAAUACAAAGUUAGCUAUUCUAAGAGCAAGAGAUGACCAUAUUUCACAAUUGGAAUCAAGUCAAUCUGAGAUGAAGAAUAAAAUGUCUGAGAUGAUGAAUCUUAUUAAUACUAUUGCAAAAAGUGUAAACAUUCAGGGGUUUACUCAACCAAGUGAAGCGGAGUCACACAUGCCUUCUCCUAUGUGGAGAAAUUGUUGCAGAAGGUCGAUGGUCUUCUAG
Messenger RNA from Humulus lupulus (European hop), 700 nucleotides. RefSeq lists its product as uncharacterized. Lineage: Eukaryota; Viridiplantae; Streptophyta; Magnoliopsida; Rosales; Cannabaceae. The transcript is spliced from 5 exons. The coding region runs from base 182 to 700 and encodes 172 amino acids. The record is from RefSeq and is a predicted model, not a curated record.